This is a messenger RNA of Cynara cardunculus var. scolymus (artichoke), 1146 nucleotides long. Its product is annotated as probable adenylate kinase 6, chloroplastic. Lineage: Eukaryota; Viridiplantae; Streptophyta; Magnoliopsida; Asterales; Asteraceae. Bases 53 to 913 code for a protein of 286 amino acids. Gene Ontology annotation, cellular component: mitochondrion; cytoplasm. Gene Ontology annotation, molecular function: ATP binding; AMP kinase activity. The record is from RefSeq and is a predicted model, not a curated record. The transcript has 4 exons. Gene Ontology annotation, biological process: nucleobase-containing compound metabolic process.
UCUUUAGAUUUCACACACACACUUGCUGCGUGUUUCUGCUUUACCUACGUCCAUGGCGGUUCUUGGUCGCCUGCUCAGACCCAGAACCACGACUUUCUACACAAUUCGAACUUUUUGCUCAUCCUAUUCUACAUCAUCGCCUCCUUCGUCUUCGGAAAUUGGCGUCAUAGAGCCCUUGCCGGCGUUCGGUAAGAUCACCGAUGGAAGGAAUGUGCAGUGGGUGUUUCUCGGCUGCCCUGGCGUCGGAAAGGGCACCUACGCCAGCCGCCUAUCCAAACUCCUAUGUGUUCCUCAUAUUGCCACCGGUGAUCUCGUUCGCGACGAGCUCUCCUCAGAAGGUCCCCUCUCUUCUCAGCUUGCGGAGAUAGUUAACCAAGGAAAGCUGGUUUCAGACGAGAUUAUAAUUAAUUUAUUGUCCCAGCGUCUUGAAGCCGGCGAAGCCAAAGGCGAAUCAGGUUUCAUUCUUGAUGGGUUCCCUCGGACUAUAAGACAAGCGGAAAUACUUGAGGGUGUAACAAACAUCGACCUAGUGAUUAAUCUGAAGCUCCGAGAAGAGGCAUUGCUUGCAAAAUGCCUCGGGAGAAGGACUUGCAGCCAAUGUGGUGGGAACUACAAUGUUGCUUGCAUUGACAUUAAGGCUGAUGAUGGAAACCCUGCAAUGUACAUGCCUCCCCUUCUUCCACCUGCAAAUUGUGCAUCAAAACUUAUUACGCGGUCUGAUGACACUGAAGAAGUUGUGAAAGAACGUCUCCGUGUAUACAAUGAGAAGAGCCGUCCGGUUGAAGAGUUCUAUCGCAGGCGAGGAAAGCUGUUGGAGUUUGAUCUUCCGGGAGGAAUCCCAGAAUCAUGGACAAAACUGCUUCAACUUCUAAAUCUUGACGAUCAUGAAGAUACAAGAUCUGCAGCAGCAUGAUUUUGGUGAUGGGGGGUAAGUUGAACAUUUAUUCUUUACAUUGUGAAAUGCAUAAUGAAGAGAUAUAUUCUUUAUACAAUAAGCCUAAGACAUAUAUAUAUUUACUACCAGACUCUGCCCAUUUGGGCUGUAAAGAUGUCUGGAAAUGGUUAGUUAGUAGUCGUAGUCGUAGUAGUAAGGUUGGUGUAAAAAUGUUGAUAAUUAUUCCAUAUGGUUUAGUAACCUUUGUAUUC